Molecule: messenger RNA, 5236 nt
Organism: Malaya genurostris
Lineage: Eukaryota; Metazoa; Arthropoda; Insecta; Diptera; Culicidae
Product: GRAM domain-containing protein 2B-like
Exons: 8
Coding region: 964-3180 (738 amino acids)
Biological process (GO): intracellular sterol transport
Cellular component (GO): endoplasmic reticulum membrane; endoplasmic reticulum-plasma membrane contact site; plasma membrane
Molecular function (GO): sterol transfer activity; sterol binding
Source: RefSeq, a predicted model, not a curated record
CCGCAACUUUCUUCUACCCGAAGAAAAUUGUUUUACCAAUUAAACUACUCUGAUCACAAUAAAAUGUUAAAUGUUAAAUUAGUCGAAUUUCGUAGAACUUUACACACAUUUUCGACUUUACAUGACCGAUAUAAUUUUAAUCAAAAUUUCGAAUAUCAUUAUCCAGCGGAGGCAAAUGGCAAUUAGAUUGGUGAUUGCAUGUGGAAUUUCUUUUUGCGGAAAGAUAGCAUAUAUAGGGACGUUACAAACAAACAAAAAACAUCUCAUUUUUUUCGAUUAGGCUUUAGUACAAAACACCUGUGCAAUUAGCAGUUUCGUUGUGUAAAAAGGAUUAGUUCAACAUCUAUUUUGUUUUACUUACCAGAGAUAUCAAAUACUCUAGUAGUACGUUAUGACACGUUAAUAUAUCAAUACGGCAAUAGAUAAGUUUCACUUUAGAUAACGCUACGUUAAGGAAAAAUUGAAAAAUGUACAUUAAAGUGAAUGUGUUACUUUUUCCUAUCGUGCUACUACGAGAAUUGCUGAGCGGGAUGCGUGUGUUGUGCUGAGAAUCAAAUUUCAUAAUUAUUGCCCAGGGUUUUAUGAAACGCACAUUACUAGACCAGCCGUGCAGUGUAAAUUCAGAUAUGUGCCAUGAUAGACGUGGCUUUACGGCACGAGUAAUUGAUGCGGUGGUGGAACUGUGCUUGAAAUGUUAUGAAUUAGCACAAGUAAACAAUCGACACGUUAAAUUAUAUGUUCGCGUAGUUUUUGAAUAGUCUCAACAUGAGGAUCGAUUUCGGGUACACCAUUAGUACAGGAAGCUGACUAGAGUAAGCGAAAAAAAUCCAUAAAAAUAGUUGGAGCUGAUAAAUUUCGGUGCAGACAAAAGUGUUCUUGGAGACAAGCCAAUAUCGAUCGCUCUUGAAAAGCCUUACGGGAGUGUUGCAGAGUUGGUGCGGAUUUGUUUAAAGUAUCGGCAACAUGGUUUCACUGUCCGAGGAGUCUAGUGGUACACAGCGAAAAACAAAAUUUUUACCUCAGUUGGCACGCCGGCUAGGAAUUGGUAAAAAUAAAACUACGAUUAAAAGUACACCUGAAUCUGAAGAGGAAGUUUGCCUGAGGAAGAAAAUUGUAUCGUUCGAUUGCAAUAAUGUAGAUUGUAACAACUGUGAUGGUUUGGGUGCAAUGAAUCAUGAUCGACCAUCCAGUUUGCCGAUGAUUGUAAAAAAUAAUGAUGUAGUUAGGAUGGAUGGUAGGACAGAAAAAUCAAUAAGUUUUGGUUAUGAAUCGAAUGUCCGGUUAACGUCGAUACUAAAGCUUGGAAAUCAGGUAAAUGGAAUUGAUAAUAACGAACGGGAAGCAACGGUUAAAGUUAAAUCAAACGGUCGGAUGUUAGAAGAGUUUAGUUCUGGUAAUGAGUCUUCUUCAUCGCCAUUCAAACGAGGAUCUUCAUUUCGCCAAAGUCUCAAUUAUCUUUUUAAACGAAAUAAGUACAAAAUAAAGGAUCGAUCUUGUACUAGUGAUAGUGAUUCCAAUGUAGUUCUUGAACUAGACGAAGAUAACGUUGGCUCCACACCCAGUGAACCGUUGUUAGAUGCCUUUCUACCUGAUAAAGUGCCUAGUAAACGUGCCAGUACUGGAGAUAUUUUCGAUGAUAUUGUGAUUCAACUAAACGACGACUUUGGUGUGAAAAAUAGGAAUAAACACCAUCGUCGAAUGUAUUCGGACUCACUGUAUAUUGGAAAUGGCAACUUGUCAAAGAUAGACGGGUGCUGUGACAGAUCUACAAGUAGCGUAGGUUCGGGACUUCGGACGCUUCCUAUUUCGUCAACCAUCGAACCACUGACUUCCAAUGUUCAUAGCCAAAGUAACAGUCAACUAUCACGAAGUCCGAGCCACAACACAUCCGUGAAAAGUGAUCAAAAAUCUCUAAAAUCCUUAACGUCUUCUCCACUAACGAUAUCGUCAAACAUAAGAAGCUCCAGCCCUUAUCCACUAAAAUCGGCCACAAAGAAUGAUGGCCCUGAAAAGCCCGAGAAAGAGAAAAAGAAAAAAGAGUUCAAUAGCUCGCGACAGAAAAAAUUCUCACGCCAUUUCACUCAAGUGGAAGAUGAAAAAGUUAUAAAUUAUUUUUCCUGUGCUCUAGUAAGUGACAUUUUAUUGCAAGGUCACCUUUACAUUACGCAGAAUUAUUUUGCAUUUUAUUCCAAUGUUUUCGGAUACGUAACCAAACUUCUAAUACCUACUGUUUCCGUGGUCAAAAUUUCUAAAGAGAAGACAGCAAAAAUGUUUCCAAAUGCGGUUGGUGUGCAGACCUGUGACGAUCGACAUGUGUUUGGAAGUUUUAUGAGCCGCGAAGCUGCCUACCGGCUGAUGUGCAGCGUGUGGCGUCCUGUCGCUCCACCGGAAAUAGAAGAACCAAUCGCACAGAAGGUGCCCGAUGUCGAGGUGUCCGAAGGCUCGAUAGAGGAUGACAGUAGCUGCUCAAUUAGUGGUAAUGAAAGUUCUUCCCACAUAAAAGAUAAAAAGUCUGACGUAGUCGAUUCGGGAGACUCUAUAAAUGAUAAGCUCACAGUAAUAGAUGGCACUAAACGAUCCUCAGACGUCACGAAAAGUAUUAAAUCAGUUCAAAUAAUAAAAUCACCGGUUGCAUUAAUAGCAUCUGCAGCAGUUCUGAAGACAGCGGGAAGUGUGAUUAAAGAAACCUCCCGUAUUAGUGAUACCCCCUCUCAAAGUAGUACUAGUUGUAAUGGCAACCAUAGCAUGCUAACGAGAAUUAGGACUAGGCUACAGCAAAUCUUUCCCUCCGAUUUUGGUGUUAUACACGUAGGAAUAAUUUUAGCAAUAGUUCUAGCACUAUUCUCCUGUUUUCUCAUGUACAAAAUACACUAUCUGCAGUCUCGCAUCUAUAACUUAAGCAAUUUUCGUUGGGGAGAUGAUGAUAAUAUGGAUGUGUAUGCAGAAGUGUUGAAAUGGCAAAAACAAAUGCAGGAUAAAAGCAAGCAAGAGGCUCAUAUAGUUCUUAACUCUAAUUUAGAACAAAUUGCAAAGGUUCGUAAAAGUUUAGAAACUUUGUCAAUUCUUUUACACGAUUCCACGAAGCGAUACGGUGUCGCGGCAGGUGACUCAGAAUCUAACAGCACGCCACUGGCAACAGACAGUUCAGUUCUAGAAACUACAUCUGAAUACGGAACGUAGCGAGUAUCCAGUUUCGGUAAGCUUUUGGUUUUGGUAGACAUUAGCCUUCCUUGUUGUAUUUAUAACUUAUUGUCGUGAUAUUCGUGAUAGAUUAUUUUAAGUAUUUAUUAGUGAAGAUGCAUUUAAACAGAGCAUUAUAAUACAACAUACAACCAAGAAACAUACGCUGGCUCGGUAUAUAAUAACGACAGGAAAAAGUUAACAGGCAUGUAAAAGACAGACGAUAGAUAAAAUAUCAUGCAAAGGGUAGUUAGUUAUUAUUUCUUUUGGAAUCUACUCUUUUGUUGAACAAAUUUUGGUAAUUUGUUCUGUUUCACCGAACAUAAUCAUGAUUUUCCUGUACGAUACUCUGAAGUAACAAAAGGAAUAUAAUAAAACAAACUAGUCAUAAGUAAACAGUAUGACCUAAGUGAAGAGUCUGUUGUAGAGUAUAGGAUAUUGGCUUGAUGUUUUCGAUAGUUACAUGUUAUUAUCAAUGAAAUGGUAACAUACUUCAAUCGAUUAAGUGUAACCUGCUUGAACCUGGUAUCAAAAGCUUCAUGAAAGCUAUAUUAAAUGCAGUAAAUGAUGCGACUUGUCCCAUAUUUCCGAGUACCGUACACCAAGGUUAGAAAAUAUUGGUAGGAUCGAUUAUCCGCUCUUAUGUUGCGGUUUUGAAAAUCACAAAAUGCGACUCUAAGUGCUCAAAACAUCGUUUCUGAAAAAUGAUUUUUCUGAAUGUAUUUAUUAUCGUAUUGAUUAUGAAGAAAAAACAAUUCUAUGCGCGAUGACGAUGUUUUUCACUACUCUGUAGCACAGUUAAUCGAAUUUUGCAACAGUUGAAUCUAAUUUCGUUGCCAAAGGACGAUAACAUAUCGCCUUAGGGUCGUUCAUGCAUGACGUAGUAAAUAUAGUUGGCUGAAGAUUCUUGUUACAAAAUGAAAUAAUACAAACGAGGCUGCUAGGUAUAGAACUAUAGAAAACGGACAUUAAAAUUCUUUCCAGUUAAAUCAAAAACAUUUAUACAUUGGAUUCCGUAGAAUAAACUGUUUUAUUCUCUUUUUUUCCAUCGCGGACUUCAUGUGAAUAGUAUUUAAUAUAAAAUGCAGAGUUGGACCUACUGAUCAAAAUUUUUAUGCUAUAAAAUUGGAGAUAAAAAUGUAUAUUGUAUAAUUGUAUGUAAAUUGCUUACAUGCACACAGCUGCAUAUGAAGCUCAGCCAUAGCCGCAGCAAAAAAUUGUCGGAACGAUCGGAUCGGCCUAGUGCGGAUUGAUCUUAAGCGUACAUAAUAAUUACAUGACUAAUGCUAUGAUUUUUUUCGACAUUAUUACAAAAAAGAAAAAAGCUUUGGUAUUACAAUCCUUUUGUGGAAUUUGACUUUCUGUUUCAACAGACUUCGCAGCCGAUUCUUAGCGUACAGAAACAUGCAUAUUCUCGAAUAUACGACAACUGGCUUAUAAGACCGGUGUUCUAUGUAUUGAACCACCAAUCCGAAAUAAAGAAAAAAAUGGAACUACUACGCAAAAUGCCGUCAUGACAAAAUAAAAAGGCUACGUCAUUAAUGCACUACCCUACUAGGUCUGAUCAGUCUAUACAUCAAUCUCUGUAGGAUUAACCAGAGUAUACCCACCUAAUAACUAUUGUUUCGAUACAGUUAAUAUUCGUGAUCCAAUCUAGGUUGAAACAAUAUAAGAGCAUUUAAUCAUCAAUGUGAAAUUAGCAAUUUUCCAAAUCCGUAUUAAAUUGUUUGUUGCAAGAUGGUUUUUCGAGAGUUUUUAAAUUAUCACAAGUUUCGAAAUUUUUGGAAACUUAUUUUUUCAAAUUCUAAUAGUAUUCUUGAUAUUCAUUUUUAUGUAAUUUAAUGUAAUUAGUAAGUUACCCAAACAUUUCGUUGGCGAAAACCUUUUAAGAAAAUCGCUGAGAAGGUUGGUUUAGAAACUGUGUAAUCAGCAUUACAAUCUAACUAGUACGACUCAUCAAUAUUAAUAUGUUUGAGAGGCUUUUUCACUGAAAUGUGUUGAUCUUGUUACGUUUAUCUGUAUCGUGAAGUUAUGCAAUAGAAAGUAAUAAAUUCCA